AUGAGCUACGAAGGAGCUGCGUUGCACCCAAGCGAGCGCUUCGUUCCUCGCUCUAGAGGCCGCGCUGCCUCACGCUCACCGUCUAGAGCGUCGCAGCAUACGCGCUCACCGUCUCGUUCUGGCUCGCCGCGGUCUCCGGCGCGCUCGAGGUCGCGCUCGAGGUCGUUCUCGCCCCCGAGUUCCCGCACGUUCGCCAGGUGGGGACGAGGCGGACGCGGUGCAGGAGCUGGACACUACGCUUUUGGACGUGGGAGAGGACGCGCGAGCAGCGGCUUUUUUCGAAAACCGGCAGCGCGAACGCGAGCGAGAGGCGUGGCUGAGAGGACGAGGACAAGGAGGGAGAUGGUACGCCACUUUCCAACGGGGCAAUCGCUUCUUUCCAAAGGAAGUACGGUACAAAACGGCGAUAUCAGUGCCACGUGGUCGGUCAACGAGCUGGGACAGGGACAGUGA
Molecule: messenger RNA, 453 nt
Organism: Peronospora matthiolae
Lineage: Eukaryota; Oomycota; Peronosporomycetes; Peronosporales; Peronosporaceae
Source: the annotation of a GenBank genome assembly